UGUUCUUUUUCUUCAUGUGUAUGACAGUUUUUCUAAAUUUCCUGAGCAUAGCUCGGGGUUGGCCUGAACUAAUUAUGCACUGGACACGAAUUGAUUUGAUAUUCCUGAAGCCUCCCUAUCAGCCGCCUAAAUGGUCCCUGCUGAAACAGUUGCGAAUCCUAACGGUAGUUUUUUGGUCCUUGGCCUUUUUGGAAAAUGGCAUGUACUUUGCCUCCCACUACUAUAACUUCCUGAUGGAACGCCUAGUCUGCCAUCCGGAGGAUACCCGCCACUCUUACAAGGAAUAUUUAGAAACGGCCCUGAUGAGUGAUGUCUUCACCUAUUUCGACUAUCACAUUAUGGUGGUGAUUUUGACGUUUUUUUUCAAUACCGCUUUUACGGUCACCUGGAAUUUUAUGGAUUUCUUCAUUAUGGCUGUUAGUUUGGGCAUUGCAACACGCUUCCAACAGUUUGCCGAGCGCAUAGAGCUUUUGGAAGGAAAUUACGUCCCCGAUGCCCUGUGGAAUCAAAUUCGCCAGCAUCACAUCCUCUUGUGUGAAUUCAUGGAAAAGGUGAAUGAGCAUCUCUCGGCCAUCGUACUCCUAUCAUCAAUCAACAAUAUGUAUUUCAUUUGUAAUCAACUGCUGAAUAUAUUUACAAAACUACGCUAUCCCAUUAGUACUGUGUACUUUUGGAUGUCUUUGGCAUUUUUGCUUGGUCGAACUUGUGGUGUUUUUAUGUUUGCCUCGCGAAUACGAGAUGCCUCUCUGUUGCCCUUGAAGACCCUGUAUCUGGUGCCGAGUGGCUGUUGGACUGAGGAGGUACAACGGUUUUUGGCACAAAUUUUAGAUGAACCGCUGGGAUUGACGGGCAAAUACUUCUAUACAGUUACGCGGCAGGGGUUCUUUGGGAUGAUGUCCACCAUUGUUACCUAUGAGUUUAUGCUCCUGCAGUUGGAUGCCAAAAGUCGGGAGGGAGAUCUGCCAGAUUUGUGUACUUAAAUCCUUUUAUUUGAAAUAUUAUUUUUGUAAAUAUAUAUAUUUUUUUUUU
Musca domestica (house fly) is the source of this 1029-nucleotide messenger RNA. RefSeq names its product gustatory receptor for sugar taste 61a (gene Gr61a). Gene Ontology annotation, biological process: sensory perception of sweet taste; detection of chemical stimulus involved in sensory perception of taste. Gene Ontology annotation, cellular component: membrane. The coding region runs from base 15 to 980 and encodes 321 amino acids. NCBI's taxonomy places the organism in Eukaryota, Metazoa, Arthropoda, Insecta, Diptera, Muscidae. The transcript has 6 exons. Gene Ontology annotation, molecular function: sweet taste receptor activity. The record is from RefSeq and is a predicted model, not a curated record.